CCAGAGUCUCUCAUGGGUCCCUGUACGGCCUCCCAUUGCUGCUGUCUCCAUCGCCACACACUCUGCCAUGUGCCACUUUCAGGUCUCCUCACACACUGCUGGUGUGUAGAAUUUUUUGACAUAGGGUGCUGGCAGAUUACGGGCCCCCUAUAGCUGCUGCCAGGCCCCUAAUCUGCCAUGGGCCCCUAUAUACCGCCUCCUCAUGCUGCUGCCAGUUCCAGAGUCUCUCAUGGGUCCCUGUACGGCCUCCCAUUGCUGCUGUCUCCAUCGCCACACUCUGCCAUGUGCCACUUUCAGGUCUCCUCACACACUGCUGGUUUCCAGAGUCUCUCAUGGGUCCCUGUACGGCCUCCCAUUGCUGCUGUCUCCAUCGCCACACUCUGCCAUGUGCCACUUUCAGGUCUCCUC
This is a messenger RNA of Staurois parvus, 408 nucleotides long. The record is from the annotation of a GenBank genome assembly. NCBI's taxonomy places the organism in Eukaryota, Metazoa, Chordata, Amphibia, Anura, Ranidae.